This is a messenger RNA of Camelina sativa (false flax), 1203 nucleotides long. NCBI's taxonomy places the organism in Eukaryota, Viridiplantae, Streptophyta, Magnoliopsida, Brassicales, Brassicaceae. The record is from RefSeq and is a predicted model, not a curated record.
AAGAUCUAUACACACCAAUCCUAUGUUUCCUUAUUUGUUCUAAAAAUCAAAUUUUUUUUCAUUCCCAUAUCAUCAUCUUUUUGUCCUUUUAUUACCAGAAUUUCUUCCUUAAUUCGUGCUAAAUCAUUUUCCCAACAAUCAUUCUUUUUGUUGUUGUAUGGGCAGCUAACUAAGAUCUUUUUCUUCUGUGUUGUUUUCCUAUAUAAAACAACUACUUACAGAGAUCAAUUUGUUCUUCAUUGGUUAAUCAAAAUGGUCUGGUUAGUGAAGAAUGUUCUUGUCUUUGUUACAUUAUUACUCUCUUCAGUUUUUGUAAUAAUAACAGAAUCAGCUCCAGAGUCUGCUCUUGUUACCAAACUCCCUGGCUUCGACGGCACUUUCCCUUCAAAACACUACUCCGGGUAUGUGACAAUAGAUAAGGAGCAUGGGAAGAAUAUGUGGUACUACUUUGUUGAAUCAGAGAAGAAUCCUUCGAAAGAUCCGGUCGUACUAUGGCUUAAUGGUGGUCCAGGUUGUUCAAGCAUGGAUGGAUUCGUGUAUGAGCAUGGUCCUUUCAAUUUCGAGCUACCAAAGAAAAACAAUAGUCUCCCACUCGUGCAUCUUAAUCCUUAUAGUUGGUCCAAGGUCUCUAACAUAAUGUACCUUGAUUCUCCUGUUGGUGUGGGAUUCUCUUACUCAAACAACAAAUCAGAUUACAAUACCGGCGACAUGAAAACCGCGGUUGACUCUCACGCGUUCCUUCUCAAGUGGUUCCAAAUGUUUCCUGAGUUCCAAUCGAAUCCUUUUUUCAUCUCUGGAGAAUCUUACGCUGGAGUUUAUGUCCCAACUCUUGCUUCAGAAGUUGUCAAUGGGAACAAAAACGGGGUAAAGCCGGCUCUUAACUUCAAGGGAUAUUUGAUGAAUGGAGGGCAUGGAUAUCGAACACACAAGAUUGAUGAAUGGAGGGCAUGGAUAUCGAACAACCAAGUCGCGGGGUAUACGCAAGGAUAUGCAAACAAUCUCACAUUUUUAACCAUCAAGGGUGCAGGACAUACGGUUCCUGAGUACAAACCGCGGGAGUCGUUAGACUUCUAUAGCCGGUUUCUAGCAGGAAGUAUGAUUUAAGAGAUCUGUGUUAUGAGUUUCAUGUUCUGUCCUGUAUUUAAAAGUGUUCAUCCUAUUGUAUCUUGACUGAUUUGAAUAAAACAGAUAUGUUCUUCUUCA